This is a messenger RNA of Didymodactylos carnosus, 4935 nucleotides long. The record is from the annotation of a GenBank genome assembly. NCBI's taxonomy places the organism in Eukaryota, Metazoa, Rotifera, Eurotatoria, Philodinida, Philodinidae.
UCGUGUUAGCUAGCUAUAUCGCCCGAUAGUAAAUAACCCAAUUCGAAUUGCUAGCUAGGUAUAUCGGGUAGUAUAUUGAGUUAGCUAGCUAGAUCGCCCGAUAGCCGAUAUUUUUUUUCUCCUUGGGUCGUUAGUAUGAUUCAGUCACUAACGCCUACGAACGUCUGAAAUAUUUAAUAUUAUUUUAUUGAUCUCAGUAUCGGAGAACAACUUAUUUUAAUUUAAGUAUAUAUAUUAACUCAUCUCUUUUAAAUUUAUUGUAUGACUCAUCGAGAUAUGAGACGUAAAUAAAAUGACUAUGCCUUUUGAUUUCUCUAAAUUGAAAUUAACUAAUUAAUGGUAAGUACGACUGCAGUGCAAAUUAGACAGGUAGAUAGAACUCACAACUCUGCAUAUGGUGGUCUAAUUUUUAAUCACAAAGGUGAAAGUUUACUGUUGAAAAAGUUGAUUUAGUUUUGUACCAGCCAUUUUGGCUGUGUUGACCGGAAUUAUCCCUGGGGUAGGUAAUUUCGGUCAUUUAAUACUAACUGACUGGAAAUUGAUCAGAACUAAUGACCCCUAAUGAAUUUUAACAUGAUUUUUACAUCAGUCGAUAGCUAGAGUCAGAUCUAUCUACCUGUGCAAAACCGUUUUUCUCUGGUAAAAAUGGCUUAGCUAUGAGCAAUAUACUGAAAAGAUUUGUGACAUUGACUGGAAUUACCUCGAGGCACUCUAUGUUUUGAUAGAACAUAUUUUCUUUCUGCACACAAAAUGUACAAAGAAAUUCAUGUUCGAAUCUUUCUAUUAAAAAAUUAUAGAAAAAGAUAGCUAUUAUGUCAGUCUUAUGUCUUCGCGACUUCUCCAGCUAACGGCCUCCAUUUUUUGCUCUUUUUCUAAAGGUUACGCGAAUAAAGCAAUUGCUUAAGUAUCAGAUACAUAAAAACAUGAAACGAAAUAGAUAUACUAACUGACAAACCACGUGCGAUUGUCUCACCAUCAUAUCUCGUAGCAAACUCAUUGUUAAACGUAUUUUUUCUAUCAUAACCUAAUAAAAUGGAUGGCUUUAGAAUUAAUGAUGAAAUGUUACUCGUUGGAAUUUGAUCAGUGAUGAGCACUGUUACAUAAAGAGUUGCGGCUACACUAUCAUACAUAUAUGUUGAAAUUGUCAGAUGUUUAUUUAUACUAGAUUCAUAUUAAUUUCAUAUUCUACUCCAUUUAUUGUUAAAUAAAUUAUAUUACGAUUAUAAGAAAAUACUUGUGUGACCCCUAACAUUUCAUCAUCUGUUACCAUUUCAUCCAUAUUUUCAAAUUUUCUGAGGUAUUAAGGAUCAUCUGUCAUCGUUCAGUUUAGAAAGAGUAAUAGUAAAUACCAGUUUCAAGAAUAAAAAAGAAAGAAUGAUAAAUGUGUCACUUUUUUCAAAAUAAUUUUUUCCAUGAUGCAAGUAUCUGAACAUAAUGAAUCUACAGUAGAUCUUUUUGUCGCUGUUGUUGUUGUUGUUGUUGUUGGACGAGGAUUAUUAAGGUGAUAAUCAUAAUCUCACCGUAAUCGGAUGUGUUUAACAAACUGAUUGGCAGCUCAUAUCUAUCAUCUCAUUUUAUUGUUUAUCAAAAAUGAGAUUAUUCACGCAUUACUUACAUGAUCUCGCUGAAUACCAUGAUGCUAAAUCAAUCGAACAUGAGAGAAAUACAACAAUAUAAAAGUGUACCGUAAAAACUAAUAAGUGCUCAUUAAAAAUGAAAAUGUUUUUUGUUCUCUUUCACGUGCAUACAUGCACUUCUUUAAUAAAUAUCUUUUUCUGUAUAUACCUGACGAAUGUACUUGUUUGACAGAACUCUUUCAUAUAUCAGCGAAAGUAGGUAUUGAGGGAAUAGUCUGUUCAAGAAAUGCAGAUAUCAAAUAUCAUAGAAUUAGAACAGAUUAGUAUGCCGUUUUAUGGGAUGUCGAGUCACUUGUCAGUGUUUCGUUCUAACUUCAAAAGGUGACCACAUGUUUAUCAGUUGCACUUAUACGCAUGAUCUUUUUUUUGUUACAUCUGUGUGGGCAAAUUCAUCUGAAAUGUCCCAUCAAUACAGCAACUUUCUCCGCUUCAUUUAAAGCCAAUCUAGUUUUAUAGAACACAUUGAAUUACGUUAGAAACUGUUUUUUUUGACUUCAUAGCUGAUGCAGAAUCCGAGAAAUAAUGCGAAUUGAUCACCACCGCGAUGAAUUUUCGACCAUGUUCUCCCUUUUUUCGACAAACCGCUUAAGAUUAUUAUAGAGUGGGUCUAUAUUCUCUACGACUUUGAAGAAUGUAGCAUGUAAGGUUUACGAGAUAUUGAAGUUUUAUAAAUGAACUAUGUUUGAGUUUUAUCUCAGUAUUUUAAAUUUGGGUUUUUGAUAAAAGCAACAUCCUAUAGGAGGGGGAAAAUAACCUUUGUGUCUGUAAAUAUUCCAAAGAUAUAUUUUAGUUUAUUUUUAAUUUUAUCUCGCUUGUUAUUCUUCGAUGUUCGUAGGAAUAAGUACGCCUUGUGAGAGAGAGACAUUAAUAGAUGUUGUUAAAGAAAAGAAAAUGAAAAUGAAAAACAUACUAUAAAUAAGCGUGUAACAAUAUAAAGUUCAAGCAGUCACUCUACAUUUCAAGUCUGCACUAAGGGUAUGACAGUUCCAUAUCAACUCCUAUCAUAGGAACUGUUGAAAAGUUCUUUCGAAAGGAGCUGAUAUGUUCGAGCAGCUCACUAGUCGUCUAGACAAAGUUUAAACGUCCUGAAUGUUCAUUAGACGUUCAUAUCAGCGAAGUUCUGCAAUCAUAAAUAGAAGCAUGUAAAAUGGUCAAUUUUUUAUUCCUCAGAUAAGUAUGGUUAAAAAGUAGAAUAAAAGAAGAUUUUGAUUUAUUCGAUCCUGUUUUGAGAUAUAAAAGAAAUUAAUUAGCAAGUUUCCAGUGGUUGAAAAUUACUUUCUUUUAGUAAUAACUAAUGCAUUUUCAAAACAGAAAUUGUUAUACAAAAAUCAUUUUCCUGUUUCGAAUUCCAAAAAAUCAUCAUUUCGGGAACACAAUACGCACCGUUCGUCCAGCUUGUAUUAUUUCUCUAAAGAUUAAUCCUUUGUUUUUCUUUUGAAGAAAAAAAUCAUUGGUUUACUAUAUUUUUAAACAGUAAAUGUUUAAUAAACUCUUUUAUUUACUGUCAUGGAUUAAAAAUGAAAAAUUUGAGCUAUUAUCGGUGAUAGAUUUAACACGUCAGCAUUGCCGCUACACAAAUUGGUCUAAACGAACACAAUGUACAUGGCGAGAAAGAGCACACUACCGAAAAACCUACUCUGGUUGAUGUCAAUCUUUGUAAAACUGUUGAAAAAAAUUUAAAACGUUACAAAAAAAGAUUUUUACAGCGUUUUACAGCAAGGUAUUCUGGCUGACCUCGAACUUUUUGCCUCAUUUUUUACCUUUAGAUUUUUUUCUCUACAAUUUUAAUAGAUUCCUGUACAUCAUGAUGAGAACUUCCAAAUACAAAAAAAAAUUAAACUUGUAGCCUUUUUGGUUGCGAAGAUAUAGACCUCAACUUUCGUCCAAAGACUUUUGCAUCAUCCGUGCUUCUGUUGAUACAGAAAUUCAUAUAUGUGAAAAUUAGAACCAUUAGAAAAAAAUAUUGUAAAAAUAAAAAUGACAAAACUGUCAUUCAAACGACAAUCACAAGUUCGCUGUGUGUUUAUGAGAAGUGGAGAUUUCUAGCUGCGUUUACAACAAAGAAGAAGUCUGAAGUAGAAUUCAGUAGAUAGUAAAUAACCACAGAGAGUAAAGAAAACUCACAAGUGCUAAUUCUACUACUGUUACUUCAACGGAUACACUUUAGAUUAAUGAUUGAAAAAUUAAAAAUAAUCAAAUUUUAUUACUCGCUGUUGCUGUCGUAGUCGUUGCUAUUAUGUUCGUUCCUUGAAUGCUUUACAUUACUAUAAGUAUCCCUUAAAUAGUAUCGUCUUUGUACACUGUCAACAUCCAGUCCAAAACUUAGACGUUUAUCUAAAGUUAUAAGUUUAAAAGAAAACAUCAUUUUCGAUGACUUUAUUAGUGAUAAGAUAUUGAGUACAAAACUAGAGUCAGUUGACUUUUAUUUUCAGACUAAGAACGGAACAACUGUACCAACAAUAGAUUAAAUAAUGCGGAUAAACUAAAGUUUGAGCUAGCUAACUGUUAUGACACAACUCAAUGGAGUAUUUUCAAAUCUCAAAUCAUUUAAAUCUGACAACAAACUACGAAUGAUUGAAGCUGUUAGCACUUUAAUUGGUAUGCUUCUUUAUUCUUAUUUUUAAGCAUACGCAGCGCAGGUUAAACGCUUACUCUUCGAAGUCGAACACAAUUUGAUAUAUGAACCACAAUAUAGUUUUUCAAGGGCAUUUAACGUUUCUCCUGCUACAACAAUUAGAACACGUACAACAACAGCAUCUGCAGCAGCAACACAAACAAUAUUGACAUCAAUAGACAAUCAUUUUGAAAUUGUUUUUCUCUUACCAGGUGAUAUACAUAUAUCAAUAAAUAACGGCCAUUAAAUCUACCAAAGGAAACAUGUCAUGAACCGUUAAAAUGUAUUUCAUCAUUGACAACGAAAAAAAAUAAAAAAGCUUUUUUUAUUCUAUCCGAUACAUUUGAUGUUAAAAAUUUAUUACCACUGAUUCAUAAUCUUAGACAAAUUAUUGCAGUUUAUUUAUUUCAGUCUAAAAGAGACGAUAAUGAUGAUGAACAAUGGUAUAGAAAUUAUCCAAAAUUAUCCGACGUAGUCAAAAAUCCAACUGAACUUUGUUCUAAGUUAUUACAAGAUACGAGUACAUUAUCAUCCUUAUCAUCAUCUAUCAAUAAACAUUUAACUUUUCAUUCUCAUAAAAUUUUUGAACCAAAUACAGUUAUAUUCAAUAAAUUCGAAAAUAUGAAAAAUUUAUCACUGACACCGUUAACUAAAGAAGAAGAUGAACAAUUUAUUUGGUUUUGA